GCGACACAGACGGGAUCAGCAAGCCUUGUUCGGACGUCACUUGUUGGUGAAGGGCCGGGAGUUCUCGUUGCUCAUGUGUCGUUCUUUUGCUUGUACAUUUUCGAGAAGUUCUGGAGUUUUGGAAUCCAAGUCGCUUGAGAGAGACGAAAAGACAUGCCUUGAGCACAGCCAGGUUCAACACCACCACCAUCGCAGUGUCCCUACCAGAACUCUAGAAACCCACAUUCUCUACAACUAGUCACCGGUUCGGGCGCACAAAGCAUUCGCUAUCCAAUACCUUCAUUCUCCUAUCCGCAACCGUCCCACCUCGCUACGCCCUGUACAACACAAAACUCCACCAACCGCCCCGGGCCCUCAACAAUGAGCGCCUUCACAGACAUCAUAAAGAAAACGCUCAUCCCCCUCACCCUCGCCCUAGCCCUAUACCUCCUAACAACGCACCUCCUCCUCCCCCUCUACCGCCGCCACAAAACCCGCAUGCAAUACCUCCCGCUCCCCCCAUCCCUCUCCUCAACCUUUACCUCGUCCUCCCCCUCAUCCUCAACCUGGCGCUCCCGCAUCCCCAGCGCCCUACGCUCCCUCUUCACACUCCCUUCAUCCUGGCCUUUAUCAUCCUCCCGCCGCUUCCGCACCCUAGUCGACGGCUCUGGCUCCAGGUCUUCGAGUUCGAGUCCGCGCUCCUCGACGUCUCCGCGUCGACGGUCGGAUUCCUCCUUAUUCAGUGAUCAGGAAGGCGAGGAUAUGAUUGGGUUUGAGCCGUUGGAGGGGCAGCGGAGGAGGGAGGAGUUGGAGAGCCGGAGAGGGAGAGCAGAUGAAGAGAGGAGGUUGAGUCGCGAGUUGGAGGAGGGGUUUAGGGAUGAUAGUGAUGAGGAGGAGGAGGAGGGAGGGGAUGAGAGGAGGAGGAGUUUGGUGAGGGGGGUGGGGGGCAUGUAUCGAUGA
Messenger RNA from Westerdykella ornata, 939 nucleotides. RefSeq lists its product as uncharacterized. The transcript is spliced from 2 exons. Bases 361 to 939 code for a protein of 192 amino acids. Lineage: Eukaryota; Fungi; Ascomycota; Dothideomycetes; Pleosporales; Sporormiaceae. The record is from RefSeq and is a predicted model, not a curated record.